AUGCAUUUCUCUCUAAAUCUCUUCGCGGUUUCGGCUCUCAUCUCCUCUGUCAUCGGCUCAGCCUUACCCGUCGCCUACUCCGGCGCUCUCGAGUCCACCAACGACAUCUCCGCCCGCGCCUCCAACUGCACAACCUACUGCUCCGUCUCGGCCGGCUGCGUGUGCACCGUGCGGCCCUCCGACUGCACGGCCUUCUACACGGUCCAACCUGACGACACCUGCGUGACCAUCGCCAAAUCCUACUCCAACUUCACCGUGACGCAAUUCUACAAAUGGAACCCCUCCAUCGGACAGACCUGCUUCGGUCUCCAAGCCUACGUCCCCGUGUGCAUCAACACGCCGUGGUAUCACUUCACUCCUCCCGUUCAGCCCGAUUAUGGAACCCAUUACGCGCCUUCCCAGACUCCGGUCCCGGUGAUGCCGAACAUCGUCUCGUCGUGCGAGGACUUUGAACUCGUGGCUCCGGGACACCGCGUCGAUGAGCUUGCGGCCGAGAAUGGCUUCCCGGUGGAGAAAUUCCAGGAGUGGAAUGGAAACUCAACGACCGCGUGGGAGGGCUAUUGGGUUUGUGUCAAGGCUCCGGAUUCUGCGACUUCGGCGUAGGAGGUAGAUGACCUUGGUCAUUGCCGCUCCGAGAUGGACCCUUUUCGAUCGAAGAUUCUUGAACGUCCUGCGGAGUUGUUUGAUGAUUGAGCCCAAUGGGUCCGAGGAGUCUCACUUUUGCAGAUGGAAGCGACGUGUGCAGAUGACGGGAUGAUAGGACUGGAUUUAUAUUGAGGAAUUUUUACGAAUGAAAUACGAAGCUACUUUUGUCUUCAAAAUAACCCAUGCCUGCUCCACUGACAUUUGAACCGCUUCGUUCGUUUCGAUCGGAAGUAAUUCAGGGGUGGUCUGUACUAGGAGACGAAUCCGACUGGCUCUGGUCCAUCUUCGUUCUUGAGCCUCAAUAUAAUUAGGCUAUUCCUGUGCUUUGCAAAUAUGAUCCGUAUAAUUAGUGUUCAUCGUUGAGCGCACUGAAAGAU
Molecule: messenger RNA, 1022 nt
Organism: Dissoconium aciculare CBS 342.82
Lineage: Eukaryota; Fungi; Ascomycota; Dothideomycetes; Mycosphaerellales; Dissoconiaceae
Product: carbohydrate-binding module family 50 protein
Exons: 1
Coding region: 1-603 (200 amino acids)
Source: RefSeq, a predicted model, not a curated record